GCGAGCUGGAGCCGGGUGCGGGCGGGUCGCGACAGCAGCAGCUGCGGGGCCGGGCAGAGGCCGGCGCGUCCCUGUGUGUCCCCGCACACGCCCCGGGAGCCGGCACGCAGGCGGGGCAGUGGCCGCCGCUAGUGCAAGAAGUGGAGAAACUACGAUUUCUAUAUUCUAAUCUUAUUCAGAUUUUUUUUUUUUUUGCACUGGGAGGUUGAAUAUUCUGUUUCUGGAGUCAUCAUAUAUCAGAAUUUUUGAAACUGUUUCCCAGUAGAUGAAUAUGGAGACACAGCUAGACCCCAUGAAGGAUGACUUGCCUUUAAUGGCAAAUACUAGCUACAUGCUUGUAAAGCACUAUGUAUUGGACUUGGAUGUGGAUUUUAAAAGUAAAGUUAUUGAGGGCAGCAUAGUUUUGUUCCUUGAGACGGGGAGCAAGUACAGGCAAACCAGCAUUGCUGGCAAAGAAUGCUGCCAGUCACAGUUUGAUGAAACCUGUAAAAUGAGGGUAUCUGAACCCUGCCAUGUUCCAGUGAUAAAUGUGAGUACCUGUUUAUCUAAAACGGAAUAUAGUGAUUUUGCUGUCAGUGGUAAAGAGGAGGAAGCUACUUCUGAUGAAAACAGUAACCAUAGCAACAGUGAACAGGCUUCUGGGAUUUCUAGUUCAAAGGACUGCUCUGACACAGAGAAUCAUGGAAACAAGGAUUUUCUCCUGGUAUUGGAUUGCUGUGAUUUAUCUGUGCUAAAGGUUGAAGAGGUAGAUGUUGCUGCUGUGUCAGGCACUGAAAAAUUUACAAGGUCUGCCAAGCUAACUGGUGCUUCAAAGGAGCUGGAGAAUCUCAGGAAUCUGAUUGUACAUGAACUUGUGACUUUACCUGCGGAUCACUGGAAGGAACAGCUACACUAUUUUACUCACUGUAGCCAGGCACCUGGCUGUGGGGAGCUUCUGUUUAGUACUGGCACCUGGAGCUUGGAGAUAAGGAAAUCAGGAAUUCGGACUCCAGCAGACUUUCCUCAUGCAAUAAGAAUAUGGUACAAAACCAAGCCAGAGGGAAGAUCUGUUACAUGGACUGCAGACCAGAGUGGCAGGCCAUGUGUUUAUACAAUGGGAUCACCAAUAAACAACAGAGCCCUCUUCCCAUGCCAAGAACCACCUGUUGCCUUGUCAACAUGGCAAGCCUCAGUCCGAGCAGCUUCAGGAUUUGUUGUGUUAAUGAGUGGUGAAAACUCAGCAGAACCAGUCCAGCUUCGAGAAGGUAUGUUGAGCUGGUACUACUAUGUGUCUAUGCCGAUGCCAGCAUCCACCUUCACCAUUGCUGUGGGGUGCUGGCAGGAAGUUAAACAGCAGUCCUUCAAACAAACAGCUGCUGAAACAAACACUGAGUUUUCCUUGCCAUCAUCACAAACUGAUUUCAGAUGGCAUGAAGAAAUCUGUGGUCAUGUGGAAUAUCCCUGCCGUUUCCAAAAUCCUGCUGCCAGGUUGCAGGCAGUAAUUCCUUACAGAGUCUUUGCUCCCUGGUGCCUUAUGGAAAGCUGUGAAGAAUAUUUGCUUCAGCUAAUUCCUCAGUGCCUCUCAGCUGCUUAUGCCACACUGGGUACCCAUCCCUUUUCCAGGCUUGAUGUUCUGAUAGUUCCUUCCAACUUUUCCAGCCUGGGAAUGGCUAGCCCACACAUCAUCUUUCUGUCACAAAGUGUACUGCCAGGAGGAAGCCAUCUCUGUGGAACACGUCUGUGCCAUGAAAUUGCUCAUGCUUGGUUUGGACUGGCCAUUGGUGCUCGUGAUUGGACGGAAGAGUGGAUAAGUGAAGGGUUUGCCACUUUUUUAGAAGAUAUAUUUUGGGCUAGGGCACAACAGCAGCUGUCACAUGAUGAAAUAAAAGGGCAACAGGAAUUGAAAGCUUUACUUCGCUGGCGCAGACUCAGAGAUGAGGUGCAAAACUCUGAAGAAGAGCUGCAAGUUCUAAGGCCCAAAAAGGAGAGCACAGGAGAAUUGAGUGAGUCUGGAGCCUCUGUUGUCAAAUAUGGUCUUAAAGCAGAAAAAAUCUUCAUGCAGGUUCACUAUUUGAAGGGUUAUUUUCUUUUACGAUCUCUGGCAAGGACAAUAGGAGAGGCCUCAUACCUUGCAUCUUUACGGAAAUUUGUCAUUAAGUUCCAUGGGCAGCUCGUCCUUUCUCAGGAUUUUCUUAGCAUGCUGUUGGAAGACAUUCCUCAACAAAAAAAGGCUGGAUUAACUGUAGAAAGUAUCUUCCAGAACUGGCUGGAUACUUCUGGAAUACCAAAGCCCCUGCUGGAGGAGGGAGAGACGUGGAAGGACUGUCAGCUCGUCCAGCAAGUGAGCGGCGAGGUCACAAAAUGGAUUCAGACAAACCGGAGGAUCAGAAAAAGCAGCAAAAAGAAAAUGAAGCAGGAUGAAGUUGUUUUCCAGCAGCUUCUCCCUGACCAGCUGGUCUUACUUCUGGAGUCCCUCUUGGAGGAGAAGACAUUGUGUCCCAGAAUAUUGCAGUGCUUGGAGAGAACAUACCAGCUCCGGGAGCAAGAUGCUGAGGUUCGUCACCGAUGGUGUGAACUUGUCAUUAAACACAAAUAUGAGCCUGGGUAUGGAGACAUCGAGAGAUUCCUCAGAGAGGAUCAGGCCAUGGGUGUGUAUCUCUACGGUGAAUUAAUGGUGAAUGAAGAUGCAAAACAACAAGAACUUGCACGGAAAUGCUUUGCUGCAGCACAAGAACAUAUGGAUGCAUCCUCAGCCAAAGUGGUGGCAGAGAUGUUAUUCUGAAAAGGUGUUAUUCAGUAUCCCCAGAAUAAACUUCUCCAUAACUUUAUCAGGCACUGGAGUGAGACUGAGAGACCUGUCGUUUCCUGGGUCCUCCUUCCUGCCCUUCUUGAAAAUCAGGACAAUAGUUUCCAGCUUCCAGUCACCUGCGACCUCUCUGGAUUCCCAAGACCACUCAGAAGAAACAUUUUGUGACUACAUAAGCCAGCUCUUGAAGGAUUCUUGGGUGAAUCCUAUCACGCCCCAUACAUUUUCAAGGAUCCAGCUGGAGCAGUAGAUCCUGCACAUUAAGCUUUUAACAGGCCCUAACAAAAGCCUAACAGAAAAAACCAACAAACAUUAUUGUUCAUUUUAUUCACAAUUUUCUCUCAAGGUGGGUGUUUCUGUAUUGAGUCACUGACAGAAGAAUGUUGCAGAAUCUAACUGUAGUAAAUAAAAGUCAACAACAACAAAAAAAAUCUAUUUCCAAACUUCCUGUAACUAAAUCAUUACAGGAAGUCAUGUCUUUCCAAACGACACCUCCAUCUAGGAGAUGCACCCAAUGGUCCAGUUCACUGUAUUCUAUGACUGUAUGUGGCUACAACAACACAGGCUUCUAUAUAGGUAUGCCCUUGCCCUUAGGUUUCAUUUACAUGUUUCAUAGGCAGCCCCCUCUGAAUAUAAUACAGCAUUUUGUAGGUUCUUUUUUUGCUCUUCCCAUCCCUAAUUCAGUCCUUUCCAAACAUAGCAGUAAUUUUAGUCUGAAUAGCAUUAGAAAGCCCAUUGCUGGAGAAUCUCCCACUUUCUUCACCAGGUCAACAUCUAGUUAGGAUCUUGGUGAUUCUUUUCAGGAUGUACCUUUUAGCUCUGAAAAUGAAUCUCAGAUGAAAAAUUAAAACUGUAUCCAUAUAGUUAGGCAAGGAUCAUCACCUACUUUCUUGUGCUGCUUACUUUUCAGAGCAAAGGCAGACCAUAACAAGGGGGUGGUCCUGCAGGUGGCCCCUCGGUGGGCAUGCAUUCAUUCCUUGCCAUACACUUUCUGUUGCAACUACAGAAUAAAACACACCCUUUUGCUGACAGCUGUUUUCUGUCUGCAGCUUUGCUGGGAGGUGUUUGCAGCUGCUGCUGUCUCUGUGAUUUCUCCUUUAGGAGGGAAUUAGCUGUACCCUAUUGUCCAUGCCUCACACAAAACAGGGAAGGAAAAAGAUCUUGAAACAAAGGUCUGAUCAGAUAUGCAGCCUGAGCACAUGGGCAGCUUGGGGAAACAAGGGGUAAGGAGCCCAAGGAUUUCUGACAUAUAAAAAGGACAUUAUCAAAAAAGUUACAUGGACCAUUAAAAUGUAUCAUGUGGAGCACUGCAGCCAGCCAGUUCAUCUCCACAGCUGAUCAAAGUCUUGGGAACUGGUAUUUGUACUACAGGAAAUUUUAAGUGUUGGUUUGCAGGCUCCUCUGUAUAGGGAGGUAUGUGGGAGGAAACCAUGGUGCUUUUGUAUGAAUCAACAAGCAGCUGAGUUAUCAUGAGCCAUUAUGUUCCAAAGGCUCUAUUAGUUUGGAGUUGAUUCUUUCCAUGCAGAAACUGGACUGUAAAUAUCUGGAAAAUCCACACCUUCCAGGCCCUGUGCUGCAGGAAAAGUGCCAGCUGGCACAUGUGCAUGCUGCAGCAGGUCUCACUUCCAGUACACAUGAUUUAAGAGAAGUAGUGUAUGAAAUAUCUAAGGCUAUUCAAACUCUCACCAGCAACUUAAUGGUAUUUUAUUUUGAAAAAACACUCACGUAAUAAUGUACUAAGGUAAGAGUAACAUGAAAAAAGCCCAUAUACUGAGCACAAAACCAUACUCUAAAUCACUGAAAACCCUAUUCAACAACUAAUUCUUAAUAUCUAAAAAGAAAAUAAAAUAAUUCAUCUUCUGGUCUUCUUCAUAAUGUAUCUUGUAGUCUUUUAAAGCUAUGAAAUAUCUACAUUUGUGCUGACUACACAGUUCCCAGUAUUCACAAGUCAUGUCUGAUGUCUUCUCUAACAGUCAAAGAUUUCACCAGACAUCUGAAUAGACUCAUUUCCCUUCUUGGCCUCAACUGCUGAUGCCCAGACUAGUCAGAAGAAAAAAAAUUGCAAGAAAGGACAAGGAAGCAACCAAAUAGAGGAGCCUGACUUAUCUAGAAUUUCACAAGCGUACUGAAUUUAGGCACAUAAACAAAAUGUAAAGUGAAAAUAUAUACUGAUAUGGCUAUGCUGGUUUGUUUCUUUGGACACAAUAUAUUGGAAAAUUUAUUUUAAAAUCUUAGCCAGCUUUUAGGCUGACAUUUUAUGUCAGUGCUUAUAUAGCAGUGCUUAAAGAAAUCAAGACAUUUGCACAGUCUUUGGGAGACUAACUCCAUUUGUCCAUUUGCUGUGAUUUAAACUAACUGCAUAUUUUCUGCACAAAAUUUAGAAUUCAAAUUAAGGUCCUGACUCCUGCUGCUUAUACCUGCUUUCCAGAAGAACAGCAGGCAAUUGCUCUGUUACCUGAAAGCAUGCAGAAAUUGCAGUUCUGUUAAAAAUUGCUGUUGCAUGAUCAUCAGAAAGCGGAACUUAGUUUUCAACUGACACCACUUCAGCUUAGCACAGUAACCCAAUAGUAAUGCCCACAGUACAACCUGAAAAACCCUGCAUUGCCCCCUUGCAGAGAUGGCAGCUCUGCUGUCUUCUCACAUGCCCCUGAGCAGCAGCUGGACCUUUUAGUUAAUGUAGCUUGCUCUAGUCAUCUGAAAACUGCCUCCUUCUCACAAUCCAGGCUUUUCCUCUGGGCUUGUUGGGACUGGUGUCUCAGCACUGGAGCUCUCUUCUGAAACUCAGUCUGAGACAUUUUAUUCAUGGGCCAAUUUUGGCUGCUUUGCCACUGGCAUCAACCCCAGCCAUCCUGACUGGAUCUAAACAGCCUAGUUUGAGAAGCUGGUGCUUGGCCCUAUAACAUUUUUAACUUCAUCUUUAAUCCUGAAAGGACAGUGCUCAUCAUCUACCACACAGAAAAAAACAUCCUUUCGUUUUUAACCUCAAGUCGUUUCUUCACAGGAACAUUGCCCCACUUUGUUCUCAUAUUUGGUAGUGAAAGUUACUUGCUCUACAGCUGUACCUCCUUACAGUCAACUCUUCCAGGUAAAAUAGAACUAAAAAUUAAAAUAUCUCAGCAACUGUCUUACUCCAGUCUGCAUCUGUCUCUUGGUGCGCCUGAAACUCACCUGUUUAACUGCCAAGCAUGACCAAUUAAAGAUUCAUUCAGAUUUAUUCAGUUUUACACCUGAAAAGUACUUUACUUUUUUUUUAUUGUUCCCUAACGUAGGGAACCACACUGCCCCUUAUCCCUACAGCCAUCUUUUUCCUCAUAAUAUGGCAAUAUUACCCUGCAAAACUGGCAUUAAUAUUUUGUAAUUGCCACCACUUGUGCUGAAACCCAUCAAGCCCUGUUUGCAUUAUAAUCUCCUGUUGCUUUUGACUAUACAUGAAGGCUUUUUAAUAAGCUUCCAGUUUUAGCUGAGGGAAAACAUUGUUCCUGUUUGAGUAUUAAAAAAAUGCAAUUAUAUGAUAUAAUUGCUGAACUUUUUUUUUUCCUUGUCAUGGUUUAACCCUAGCAGCCAAUCCCCAUGCAAAUGCUUGCUCACUCUCCCCUCAGCAGGAUCAGAGAGAGAACUGGAAAGAUAAAUGUGAGAAAACUCAGA
Parus major (Great Tit) is the source of this 6430-nucleotide messenger RNA. RefSeq names its product aminopeptidase O (putative) (gene AOPEP). Gene Ontology annotation, molecular function: metalloaminopeptidase activity; zinc ion binding. The coding region runs from base 266 to 2761 and encodes 831 amino acids. Lineage: Eukaryota; Metazoa; Chordata; Aves; Passeriformes; Paridae. Gene Ontology annotation, cellular component: nucleolus. The record is from RefSeq and is a predicted model, not a curated record. The transcript has 17 exons.